This is a messenger RNA of Hypoxylon fragiforme, 1503 nucleotides long. Its product is annotated as Oxysterol-binding protein. Lineage: Eukaryota; Fungi; Ascomycota; Sordariomycetes; Xylariales; Hypoxylaceae. Gene Ontology annotation, biological process: endocytosis; exocytosis; maintenance of cell polarity. The record is from RefSeq and is a predicted model, not a curated record. Gene Ontology annotation, molecular function: oxysterol binding. The coding region runs from base 137 to 1390 and encodes 417 amino acids. Gene Ontology annotation, cellular component: intracellular membrane-bounded organelle; membrane; cytosol. The transcript is spliced from 3 exons.
AACCUUCCCUCGGUCCCGUUACUCCUUUACGGACUCGAAACCAGCUUUUGGACUUGAUUUUGGCUAUUCAUAUAACGCACCCCCUAAGUUUCGUGGAGUAUAAACCUGUAGGCGAUCAUUGUACAGUGUUACAAUAAUGGCAGAGGCUACUACACCUAACGCCCAGGCUUCUGGUUCUAGUUGGACCGCCUUCCUCAAGUCUAUUGCUUCAUUCAACGGCGAUCUUUCCUCCCUAACAGCCCCGCCCUUUAUCCUCUCCUCCACGAGUCUCACCGAGUUUAGCUCGUAUUGGGCUGAACAUCCUACCGUUUUUGCUGCGCCAGCAAAAGAGCCCGAUCCGGCGAAGAGAGCUCUACUUGUUCUAAAGUGGUUCUUGACUACAUUAAAGCAGCAGUACGCGAGCCGAAGCGAGCAAUAUGGCAAUGAGAAGAAGCCGCUGAAUCCCUUCCUUGGCGAGUUAUUCCUGGGUAAAUGGGAAGACGAGGCGGGUAUAACCGAUUUGGUCAGCGAACAAGUGAACCACCACCCACCUGCAACUGCAUACAGUAUCAUCAACCAAUCGAGCGGUGUUCAUCUUCAGGGAUACAAUGCUCAGAAGGCCAGUUUCUCCAAAACGAUCAACAUCAAGCAGAUUGGACAUGCUGUACUCUCAGUCCCGGAUCCCUCCAAGCCGGGAGAGAAGGACACUUUCUUGAUCACGCUACCAUCACUCCACGUGGAAGGGUUGAUUUUUGGUGCGCCAUUUAUUGAGCUGGACGGCGCAUCUUACAUCACUUCGUCGUCAGGAUACACAGCCAAGAUUGAUUAUAGCGGGAAGGGAUGGAUAGGCGGCAAGAAGAAUUCGUUCACGGCUAGUCUAUAUCCCACGGGCAAGGAGAAGGAAGUUGUUUAUAAUUGCUCCGGACAAUGGACCAAGGCCUUUGAGAUCCACACCGGCCCCGCAAAGCAAAACUCUACCAAGACCCUUAUCGAGAACUGGGAUCCUACCAACGUCCCUAUUUCGGAGUUAAUCGUUGCGCCUAUCGAGAAGCAGCACCCACUUGAGUCUCGACGCGCAUGGGCUAACGUCGCGGCGGGUAUUGCCAAGGGUGACAUGGAUUACGUCGGCAAGGAGAAGACCAAGAUUGAGCAGGCGCAGCGGACGAUGCGGAAGAAGGAGCAAGAUGAAGGCCGCAAGUGGGAGAGGAGAUACUUUGUUGCUCUCCCGGAAUCGGAGACAGACGCAACACUCCAGAGUCUAGCUCCCAAUGUCGGUCUAAACACGAAUGGCGAUGCGGAUAAGACGGGCGGCCUAUGGCGUUAUGAUGCUGCCAAAGCUGACAAGGUCAAGGGCCAAGAGUUAACUGAAGAUGAGAAGAGCAAGCUCGCCCUGGAGCUGCUUGGUCAGUAAGCGCCAUUUAUCGUAUAUGCAUACAGAAGGUUGAGAGCACUUGCACAAAGACGGUGUGGUUGGAGUUGUUUAUACAUAGAUAAUCAAGUAAUGCUAGGGCCCGAAGACAAAGC